CCCAUCCCAUCCCAUCCCAUUCCAUCACAUGGCAUGCCAUCCUCCAGCCCAUCCGACCAUCCCUCCGCCACAUACCGCCUCACACACCAUUCACCACACACAAGCGCCACAUCCAACCAUCACAACACAUCAACAGCACACCAGCGCCACUAUCACGCCUCACCAACCUCACAACACUCAAUGGAGAGUCUUGAGAGCCUGCUACUGUCGGUUGUCACGGCGCAAGGAAUCCAGUAA
This is a messenger RNA of Priapulus caudatus, 237 nucleotides long. RefSeq lists its product as uncharacterized. The transcript has 3 exons. NCBI's taxonomy places the organism in Eukaryota, Metazoa, Priapulida, Priapulimorpha, Priapulimorphida, Priapulidae. The record is from RefSeq and is a predicted model, not a curated record. The annotation marks the transcript as partial.